This is a messenger RNA of Aspergillus wentii DTO 134E9, 2670 nucleotides long. RefSeq lists its product as uncharacterized. The transcript has 4 exons. NCBI's taxonomy places the organism in Eukaryota, Fungi, Ascomycota, Eurotiomycetes, Eurotiales, Aspergillaceae. The record is from RefSeq and is a predicted model, not a curated record. Gene Ontology annotation, biological process: ribosomal large subunit export from nucleus; protein import into nucleus; ribosomal small subunit export from nucleus. Gene Ontology annotation, molecular function: structural constituent of nuclear pore. Gene Ontology annotation, cellular component: nuclear pore. Bases 1 to 2670 code for a protein of 889 amino acids.
AUGCCGAAAGUCAUCAGUUUCACGCCUCCUUGGUUGUCCAGGCCUUCCCCAGGCGCCUCGCUCUUCUCCAGCACGUCUGCUAAGGGCCCGGAAUACGAUGCCGCAAAUGACCAGAAGAAUGUAGAAUAUAUGGGACCGACAAAAACACAGGCAAAGAGAGGCAAUGAAGUGUUUACGGUGGUCGACAACCAGAUCCGCUGGUCGAGUCUCACCAGAUUGAAGGAUGAAUGGCAGCAGCAAUCGCGGUCAAAGAAAGCUUCUGGAGAUCAAAAGCCAAGCACAAAUGGACAAGAGAAAAAUGCUGAGCAAGCUUCUUAUAGGGUCUUGACUGUGCCUGUCUACGCACAAAUCAGGCAGAUUAUCCCCUCUCCGAACGGCGCAUUUUUGGCGAUUGUAACCGACAAUACGGUCCACAUCUCAGUUAUCCCCGAUUCCUCGCACCUGUCUGGUACCGACAGCACACCCAUUCGCGUGAAGACAUACCAGCUCGGCCCUACGACCCAUGUCCUUCCCGAGGCCCCUGUGGUUUCUGCGCUAUGGCAUCCGCUUGGUCUGCACAGCAAUCUAGAGGGGUGUAUCGUAACGAUCACUGCAGACGCUGCGGUUCGCGUCUGGGAGCUUGAUCGGAACAACCACUGGUCGUUUGACCGGCCUACACUGGCAGUUGACCUGAGAAAAUUGGUGGAUGGAACCUCGUGCGAUGAAGAUUUCGCACCGUCCGGGUUUGGGAAAAGUAAGGGAUUUUCUGCCGAUGUCAUUGAUAUGGAGGUCGCGUCUGCUUCCUUCGGAGGGAACGGGAGUGAAAGAGAGGACGCUUGGGCACCCAUGACUUUGUGGGUUGCUAUGAAGCCGGGUGAUCUUUACGCCCUAUGUCCUUUACUUCCAUGCAAGUGGCAAGCACCGUCGACUACAAUUCCCUCACUGUCUGCUUCAAUUGUUCCGAAAUUGGCAGCGCUUGAGGAUGACCCCCUAGAUUACGAGGAGGAAUUGGUCGCUUGCCAACAGCAGUAUGAAUGGCUGGCAGAGAUUGACAACCAAGAGCCGCUGCGCACACUCCCUGAUUCCGAAAACAUGGCCGGGUCCGAAGUCCUCACGCGCCCCGCUAACCCAAGUGCGAUUCCAAGACUGCAAGGGCCGUUCCGCGUCGAUACUGGCGAUGAGCUGGACGAUUUGGACCUUUGCGAUUUGCUUGUCAUCCCCGCUAAGGUCGACAUGGAUGAUCUCAUGAUGGGUGAGGACGAUGAUCUAGUGAUAGAAGAUACCGGGGAGGAUAAACUGUCAGCCACCGUUAUUUGCCUCUCGACUGGAAGUGGCAGGAUCCAUAUUUGCCUGGAACUCGAUGGUGUUGGAGGGCAAUGGCUCCCCAAAGCUAGGAAGAAUGCUUUCAAGACGCCUCUUUCAGAGCCCGCUGAUCUAAUUUUGGUGGAAUCACUUGAUACGAUGAAGGGAGGAGGCCAGUCUCUGAACAACUGGCCCACUUUCACUAAGGAUGUCCAUUCGCGAUAUGGCUUCUUUGUCACCACUGCUAGCAAUGUGUUAUUCAUCUCUCUUGCUUCUUGGGUGCAGAGGCUCGAAGCGGAGUUGCAAUCCGAGGACACGUCUGGCUCAGCUUUCCGAUUGCAGAUUCUCUGUGAAGGCGCAGUAUCCGUCAGGGAGAGAAUUGUUCAAGUUGAUGAAGAUGAGGUUGUGUUGAAGAGCAAUCCUGAGCAUCUGGCAUCCUCUUUGGUUUAUUAUGAUUAUGACCUUGGCUAUUUGCUGCUGACUUACCAUGCGUCUCAUCCGUACGCCGCCGUCCUAGACGCGCCUGAAGUUGCCUUCCCCUCAGCGGUGGAUUUGCGAUCCUUGGACUUGGCUGGCCAGGCUCCCGGGUCCCCUGUGCUGCCCCCUCGUCGACCCCCAUACCAAGUUCCUGCCGUUCUGUACUCGGAUGCUCCUCUGGACUUCUUCGUCGACAAGCAUGUCCCACAUCGCCAGCGUCACACUCUCAAGGACCAAGUCCGACUUUCCCCCGCGACGCUAGACCUGGUCGCCGCUGCCCAUCGGAUGCUGUCCGCUCACACGAACGCUUUAGAGCGAGCCGCAUCGGAUUUGUUUCGCCGCUGCGAAAGAUUGCGGGGCGAAAUGCGUGAUCAAUUGAAGCAAUUGUCCGACGUUUCCGAGCGAGUCAAGGGGGUUUCCAGCGAAAUUGGUGAGGAUGGACAACGUAAGGCGGGCUCUCGGAGUGGCGAGGCAUUGGACAAGAGGUUACAAGCUGCCAAGGACAGACAGGAUCAGCUAGUGCAGCGAUAUGAAGCCCUGCGUAGCAAGCUUUUGAAAUCAGGUGGCCGGCCCAUGAGUGAAAAAGAGAAGUCAUGGGUUUCCGAAGUGCAAGUAUUGUCCGACUCAUUCGGCGACGCGAAGCAGGGCGAAGAGAAGGAUCAGAACCUAUCUCAAAGACUGGAAGCUGUCAAGGAAAUCGCAGCGGAUCUUCUGUCCGAGGCGAAAUCUGUAGGAGUCAAGUCCCCUUCAGCAGAGCCUGGCAGUCCGAUAUCUCCACCAAGUGGUCAGCCGAGAGUUCCACAGAGACUCCAGCGGGCCAAGAUAGCAGAUGCCAUGAAGAUGGUCGAACGAGAAUCUGCCGUUAUCGAAUCCAUCACCUCCCGAUUAGAACGACUGAACACGAGUCUAUGA